CAAUCUAAUGACUGACUACUUACUUAAUCAGUCUGUUUUUAUUAUAGCGUAAACACACGACUGCAUUAAAAAUUAGGGAACGAUAGUUUAAAAAUUAGCUUGUGGAUUAUUCUUACUUCACAAUGCGACGUGUUGUUAUUCAAUGUCGAAAAGAUGAGGAUAUACCAAUACUAAUGGAAAUAAUCAAUUCAUUCAAUGCAUUAUUAAUACGUCCUGAUACACCGGAAAGAUUUGAUAUGAUCCAUGUGGAAAUAUCAGAGGAGAGUGAGACAACACUAACUGAUUUCAGAACUGAAUUAGAAGAUAGGAUACCUGAUAUUGCUGUGAAAAUAUUUUGAGAAAGAGAAUACCUGACGGAAGAAAGGGGGAUAAUGAGACAGUUGAGUGAGGUGUCUAUUGAAUUUAUUACACAAUGACUGCUAUCAUUAUUAUUAUUAUGAUUAUUGCCAUCAUCAUUGUGAUCAUUGUGUAAACAUACAAUUUUAACAAAUAAAAAUUAUUACUAUUAUUAUGAU
Trichobilharzia regenti is the source of this 515-nucleotide messenger RNA. The record is from the annotation of a GenBank genome assembly. Lineage: Eukaryota; Metazoa; Platyhelminthes; Trematoda; Strigeidida; Schistosomatidae.